AUGUCCAAGAUGGUCAUCAAGCAACCUCAGCCUGUGAUGGAGGCCCAAGAGUCUGACGAGUGGGGAUCCGGGAUAUGUGACUGCUGCGAUGACGUGCCCGAGUGCUGUUUUGCUUUCUGGUGCUGUCCCUGCUUCGCCUGUAAAACCACCAAGGCCUACGGCCAGUGUCUCUGCCUCCCUCUGCUGGACAUCUACGGCUGCAUCCCGCCCAUCACCAUGUCCAUGAGGGUCUCCAUGCGGCAGCGCUACGGCAUCAAAGGCACCAUGUGUAACGAUUGCAUGUGUGCGACCUGUUGUACACCCUGCGCCUGGUGUCAGAUGUCCAGAGAGAUGAAGAGAAGAAAAAUCCAAAUCCUCCUGGUCGGCGCCAAGCACACAUGA
Messenger RNA from Thunnus maccoyii (southern bluefin tuna), 381 nucleotides. Its product is annotated as cornifelin homolog B-like. The coding region runs from base 1 to 381 and encodes 126 amino acids. The transcript has 3 exons. NCBI's taxonomy places the organism in Eukaryota, Metazoa, Chordata, Actinopteri, Scombriformes, Scombridae. The record is from RefSeq and is a predicted model, not a curated record.